CAAUCAGCGGAGAAUCAACUUGCUCUCCGCGCAGCGAUUGGCUGGAAGUCCGCGGCCGCCCGCCCCGCGGCGCCGUCGCGCUGUCUCCAGUCAAGGCUUUGGGAGCCCGGCCGAGUGCGGCUGUCUAGUCUGUUCCUGGGGCCCGGCGUCCGCGAUACAGCAGUGCUGAAAUGGCAGAGCCGCAGCCUGCCUCCGGAGGCCUAACAGACGAGGCCGCCCUCAGUUGCUGCUCCGAAGCGGACCCCAGCACCAAGGAUUUUCUAUUGCAGCAAACCAUGCUACGAAUUAAGGAUCCUAAGAAGUCACUGGAUUUUUAUACUAGAGUUCUUGGAAUGACGCUACUCGAAAAAUUAGAUUUUCCUACUAUGAAAUUUUCACUCUAUUUCUUGGCUUAUGAGGAUAAAAAUGACAUCCCCAAAGAUAAAGAUGAAAAAGUGUCAUGGGUGUUCUCCAGAAAAGCUACACUUGAGCUGACACACAAUUGGGGCACUGAAGAUGAUGAGGCCCAGAGUUACCACAAUGGCAAUUCAGACCCUCGAGGAUUUGGUCACAUUGGAAUUGCUGUUCCUGAUGUACACAGUGCCUGUAAAAGAUUUGAAGAACUGGGAGUCAAAUUUGUGAAGAAACCUGAUGAUGGUAAAAUGAAAGACCUGGCAUUUAUUCAGGACCCUGAUGGCUACUGGAUUGAAAUUUUGAAUCCUAACAAAAUGAGAGCUCUCGUUUAGUACUAUGAAGAAUGCUCCUUUGAGAUUUCAGUGAAGACACAGAUUGAAAAAGUAAACAACGUGAUUGAAGAUACUCAGAUAACAGAAGCAUCUAGAACUUAUGGGUCAUUGUUGCGAUUCAAAUUAUUCUUAAAUCCAUUUUCCUUUCCUAUUUCAGCUGGGGUUUUUUCUCCUAACUUUUUAGUCAUUCUGGUUUUAAAGUAAUGCUUUAUAUUAUGCCCUUGAAUAUAGUUGUGUAACUUUAUUUUUUAGUUAAUAAUUAGAACAGUUCCUUUCAGAGGCUGUAUUUACUUGCCUUCUAUCUCCUAAAUAAUACGUCUCUUCAAGUC
This is a messenger RNA of Nycticebus coucang (slow loris), 1054 nucleotides long. RefSeq names its product glyoxalase I (gene GLO1). Gene Ontology annotation, molecular function: lactoylglutathione lyase activity; metal ion binding. NCBI's taxonomy places the organism in Eukaryota, Metazoa, Chordata, Mammalia, Primates, Lorisidae. The coding region runs from base 171 to 725 and encodes 184 amino acids. The record is from RefSeq and is a predicted model, not a curated record. The transcript is spliced from 6 exons.